AUGGACGACGAGAUGGAGUCCGCAUUCCGCAACGCCAACAUGGAUUUCCUAGACCCCAUACAAAUGGACAUGCCGUCGGAUACGGCUGGAGGUGACUUUGACGACCUUUUUUCCCACGUCACCAGCGCACGCUCCAACGGCGCCCCCGAGUCCUCCAAGCAUUACCAGAAUCAGCACCCUCUGAGGCAACCAGCCAUGGCUGCUGAUUCCCCAGCAGAGUCCCCGGACAACUCUAGCCGCAGUUCUUCAUCAGAAUCACCAAGAAUUCAUCUACGCCAGACCUCGGUCGCAUCCACAAACUCCGUCGCCCAUAGUGAGAACCAGUUGCCGUCCGCUGGAUUUGCCUCGGAAGAUUGGAUGCGCCCUGAUUUAGCAUCAGUCAAGGAAGAUUCACCGUUUACGAUAGAACCCUCAUAUCCAAUGGAUGGUGUGUUCCCGGACCUGGAGUCUAGCAACAAGGCGAUGGACGCGGCGUUCGAUUUCGAGAGCGCAGCGAGCAGUCCUAGUCCACUAAAAGCCGAGAACGUGCCUCAGCCCAAUUCUCAGCAUCUUACCACGCAACACCUUUGGAGCCCGUCAAGUGCUUCGGCUCAGCCGGCGUCGAGCGACGCCGCGGCAGCAUCCUCAGCUCAUGGACCCGGGUCACCCUUUUUCUCCUUCGGUAUGAAGGAGCAGUCUCCCUUUUCUGGGUCUGCUCAUGUAUCCGCCGCUCAUCCUCAAUGGGGCGGACAGUCCCCAUCGUCCCUUUUGGAGGAAAGUUUCGGCGGCAUCAACAUGAACGGACACUCCCCAAUGAAUGCGUCAUUAUCACCCAGCAUGAACUUCGGCUCUCCGGCCUCAUUCCCAUUUCCGGUCAACCUUGCGUCUUCCCCUGCCCAGCAUCAAAUAGACACCACAAACUCCGUGCAAUCUGUGCAACCUGUUCUGACGGUUCAUCCUACAUCGCUCAAAUCUCGAGUCGAGACACAAAUCCCUAUUCGAUUGACGCUAUCUCCGUUGCCCGCCGGCGUGAAAAAAUUGCGCCUGCCAUCACACACCAUCUCUAAAUUGAAAUUCCUCGCCCCUCCUUCUACCGAAUCCUCCCACGACACUCUCCGAUUGUUUACCAGUUUGGUUUGCACGAGCGCAAUGCAGGACCGAGAAAAGUUAAAGCGGGCUUUCGCACGGACUCGGGGUGAGAGAAACGCGAAUGGAGUCGAAGAGGAGCGACCAUUGGACGGUGGAGAUGUCAAAAUUUGUGGAGGCUGUAUUCAACGAGAACGGAAGCGCGCUUCUCGGAAGAAGCAACGGAAGCCGGAAGAAGACGAGCUCUUCCAAAAGGACGAAGAGAAGCGCGUGAUUGUUUUCAACACGAGCGAGCUUAAAGAAUGGACCGAGCCAUCGAAGAACGCUUCUUCCGGCUACAAUGAAAUGCCACUCGCUCCCCCGGGAUCGAUGCAGGUGGAGCUUCCCAUGCGAAUUGCAUGUUACUGUCGUCAUCAGAACGAGAAGCUUGGGUUCCAGGUCAUCUUCACUGUGAAGGAUCACACGGAUAAUGUUGUCGCUCAGGCUAUCACAAACUCCAUCAUGAUCACUGAUGACCACAAAACGCAAGCUCCUUCUGCACCCCCCACAGGUCCUGCAGCGGCUAUGUCUGACGGAUCUUCAUUGCCCGGUGCAGGUGUAUUCUCGUCCGGUCUGAACGGCGAGAACGUCAAGGCCAAUGGUGCAUUUGCGUCCCCACAAUCUCCAACUGAUCUUCAGGGUCUGCAGCAAAGGUUCAAUUCGCAGUAUCAAUUGACGCCGAGCUCAUUCGCCCCUAUUCAGACCUCAACCAAUGGCGUAUCGUCGACUAACCAAACUCCCCGAAGCUUGUCUCGACAGGCUUCCCCAACGGAUUUCCAAAGCCCGCAGACGAAGAGGCGGAAGCACAGCAGCUCAGGAAGACUCCCCUCUGAACUGACAAUGACACGGAUGGAGACGCCUCAAUCAUCAAACUCAGCUAUGAACAAUGCUGCACAGCUUGCCGCUGCCCGAGGGUUCGCAUCACCGACGGAGCGGCCAUUUGUGACACCAACGUCAAUGUCCGGGCAAUAUGGCAAUGGACCUCCGACUCCCAACCAAGCCAAUGAUAACAACAAUCCCUUCUUCAACCCCACACCUGCUCAGCGACAAAGCUUGGAUAAUCUAGCCCAGCAACCUAUGGGGUCUGGACCCAAUUCGGCCCAGCCUAGUCGUCCUGGUACCCCCGGCGCUUCUAGUCGUAACGGGUUCCAGGAUCCAAACCUUGCCCUUGCCCUUGGUUCCAACUCCGCAAGCCAAAUCUGGCCUCAACUGGCUACUACUCCCAAUCGCCUGCCGUCGGUGAUCCACAAACUUGUGCCCGCUGAAGGCUCGAUCACUGGAGGCACAGAGGUUACAUUAUUGGGUAGUGGCUUCUACCCCGGUAUGGAAGUGGUCUUUGGUGAUACUCUCGCCACUACCACUACUUUCUGGGGCGACAAAUGUUUGAAUUGUUUGACCCCUCCUGCUCUCCAGCCCGGUCUAGUAUCAGUGGUUUUCAAGCACGAACAUCCGACUUUUGGUCAGGUGCAAACGCCCCAGCCACUCAUGCCAAAACAACAAUUAUUUUUCAGAUACGUGGACGAUCGAGAGCUGCAAAUGUAUCGCUUGGCGCUCAACAUUCUUGGACAGAAGUUGGGCAGUCAAGCGGAUGCAUUCCAGACAGCUCAGCAGAUCAUGGGCAGCGACCCGAAUGCUAUCUUCAACCUGCAGAAGGAUAUGCAGGGCGGUGGCUCCUCUGGCGGUCAUCAGCGACAGGUUCCCGGACACGAAUCUCAGGGCAAGCUCAGCGAUCUUGAUUCGAAGAUGCUGACUUACCUGGAAUUCAUCGACCUUGACGAUAGCCCCCGUCCCCCGCGCUACAACUCUCGCAGCACGACUGGUCAGGGUCUUCUCCACUUCGCAGCCUCGUUAGGCUUGACCCGAUUCGUCGCUGGACUGUUGGCACGCGGGGCUAAUCCUGAUGUACAAGACAACACGGGCAACUCGCCAAUGCAUCUGGCUGCUCUGCACGGCCACGCUCACAUUGUCCACCGACUCCGUCUGGCAGGUGCCAAUGCCCAUGCUCGCAGUGUGCGUGGCUUCACCCCUGCUGAUCUGGCGACCACUCUACCUGCUCACCAGGCCGCUUUGCUCCCAUCCCGUCACUACCGGUCUCGCAGUGUUGGGUCUCUUGGCUCCCGUCGUAGGCAUAGCAGUACCGCAUCUCUCAGUUCGCUUUGGGAGGCAUCAUCUGCUUCCGGUUCAUUGGGCCAUGCCGUUGACGAUUACAGCGAUCUGGAGGAUGAAGAAGAGGAGAGCGAAGACUUCGAUGGAAACCCUAUUCACCUGAGCUUGUCUCGACGAUCAAGCGUGCAUCAGGAUGUCGUUCCGCCAGUCAUGGAUACAGUUGAACCGCCUGCGGCACCGGGCGAUGCUCGUGGAUUUUCUACCCCAGAAACCAUUGUCGCUUGGCGGAACCAGCUGGCUGCACAGAUUCAUCAAUUCCAGCAGAGUGUGGCCAAUGUCUUCCCACACAUUCCCGCUCUGCCUCCCAUGCCAGCUUUGCCUGAUUAUCAGGCCAACCAAAUGAUGCGUCGCAUCACUAAUUUGGUACCUAACCGGCCCACCGCUCGGGAGGGUUGGUGGGACCUGUUGAAGGGCAACACCGCUCAGGGUCAAACCUUGCCUCCUUCCUACGACGAAUUGUACCCACAUCAACAAGAUGCAGCAGAAGACGCUGAGAUGAAAAAGUCCGCUCUCCUGCAUGCAGCCACGGAGGCGGCUUUGGACCAGCAUUUUGAGGCCCAGAGCAAUUUCGCCUCUGGCUCUGCCUGUGCAUCCGCGUCUACUUCAGCAGCUUCAAUGGCCGCGGAGCGUCCCAGAUCAGCCAAAGACGACCUUAAAGACAUUACAAUCGGCCGAAAGGUCAUUUCGCGUGAGCAACAGAAGCACCUCCGAGAGCACCAGGCUCGCCGGAUGAAAGGUCUGGGCAGCGACAGGAACCUGUACUUCUUUUGGAUUCCUCUUUUGCUUCUAGUUAUUUUCGCGUGGAUUCGCAACUACGUGCCUGGUAUCUGGCAAGGCGUUACGGAAACCUAUGAUUUUGUGAAGGCUCACGCGACACAGCGGGCUGUGGGAAUGGGCAUUUAA
Messenger RNA from Penicillium maclennaniae, 4173 nucleotides. RefSeq names its product putative membrane-tethered transcription factor (SPT23). The record is from RefSeq and is a predicted model, not a curated record. Bases 1 to 4173 code for a protein of 1390 amino acids. Gene Ontology annotation, molecular function: protein binding. The transcript is spliced from 3 exons. Lineage: Eukaryota; Fungi; Ascomycota; Eurotiomycetes; Eurotiales; Aspergillaceae.